Molecule: messenger RNA, 2101 nt
Organism: Cuscuta epithymum
Lineage: Eukaryota; Viridiplantae; Streptophyta; Magnoliopsida; Solanales; Convolvulaceae
Source: the annotation of a GenBank genome assembly
GUUUGAGGUCCGGGAGUUUCUCUCUCUAGGGUUGCCUCCGGGUAACGCUUAGCGUUUUUCGUCCGCCAUCGAUACAAUUGAGGGGCGGGGCUGGGAUCUGCUGGCCAGCUGUGUAUUCUUAGUAAAUUCGAAGUCGAUUCUUUGGCUUUGGGAGGAUUUCCGAUUGCGAGGGAGUCGGGCUUGAGGAUUUCUUCCGACGAUUGUGUCGAGGGACUAAUUUGGGGUGUUGGGCGGCUGAAUCGAGACGGCGGAUUCGUUCAGAACUGCGGCGGCACGUCCGGCAGGAAGACAAGGAGGAAACUGUUUAAUUUGAAUGGAGAGUUUUGUGGACAAAUACAAAAAAUGGCGUUAGAGGCAGAGGAAGCAGAUCUGGACCUGGACGAAUUUGAUACAGAGGACGUUCCGGAAGAGGAGAGCAACCCGGGGUCCCCGGUGGUGGGGGUGCUGUUGACAGACAAGAAGGUCAGAUUUCUGGUGUUUAAAGAACUCAUGUCCUCACUCUGGAGACCGGGGAAAGGAAUCUCGAUCAAAGUAGUCGGAGAAAAAAGGUAUACGUUUACUUUUUAAAGAACUCAUGUCCUCACUAUUCUUAAGCGUGAUCUGUUGAUGUUGAAAGAAGUUAAGCCUGAUGAUAUUCCGCAUAAGAUUGUGUUAAAUGAGACUGAUUUUUGGAUUCAAGUACAUAAUGUUCCUUAUAGUCUAGUAAAUCUUUGUACUGCCAGGCGGGUUGGAAAUUUUAUUGAAAAUUUUAUUGAAAAUUUUAUUGAAAAUUUUAUAAAAUAUGAUCAUAAUAAGAAUAGUGAGAAGUUGGAGUCUUAUAUGAGAAUCAGGGUGUGGAUGAGUGUGGAUAAACCAUUGAAAAAAGGUACCAACUUGAAGAAAGAAGGAAAGAGUUAUUGGGUGGAUUUCAAGUAUGAAAAGUUGCCCAACUUUUGUUUUAUAUGUGGCUUAUUUGGGCAUUUAGAUAAAUUCCGCUCUUUCACCUAUGAAGAAGAUUUAGUUUUGGAAAAAAAAUUGGGGUCCAACUCAGGGCGGUUAGCGGGGUGAAGACUAGCCCAACAUGAGGAGGCAAAUGGCUAGUGGAGGGUUCUUCGAGCUCUGACAGGGAACACAUGUUUAUGGGGGAUGAUAAAUAUGAUGGCAUGAUGUGAGAAGGGGGAAAAGAAUCUAUCUCAGAAUCAGCACAGAGUGCUACUAAAGGCGGGGAAGCAGAAACAAAAGAAGAAGCACCUGGGGAACAAAAGCGAAGAAGAAUUUUGGAUUUCCAGGGAGAAGGUAAGCCGGGGGAGGAUAAUAUGGCUCUUGACGAGACAUAAAAUGGGGAAGGGCGCGGGCUUCAAUUCGUCUGGUAAGUUCGCCCUCAGAUGAUGCAGUCAGAACCAGUGCAGAGAGUAUGGGUGCUCGUGCAGUUCGAUAAGCUAGGACGGCAUUUUUAUUUUAUCAGCUUUAUUUUUUUCUGCUUUGACAAUUGUUAUUUUCUUUAGAUGUGUUUUGUUUUUGGGUUUCCUUUAUGUAAGACUGUGGAUAUGGAUGUGGGUGAUAGAAGGAUUGAGGUAAUUGUCUUUGGCUCAAUUGUUCCCAUUAAUGGAUCAUCGAGUUAUAUAUAUUGCUUCUUUUGAGGUGAUUAACUUUGAGUCUGGUUCGCGGGAUGACGGUUGUCAGGAAUCUUUUUGUCGGAUUACCUACUAUCUGAAUGAUGUGUUAUCAAUUUAAGCUCAUUUUCUUCCAAAAAAUAAGAAAUACUACUAUUAAAGAUGGGAAAAGUAGCACCGAGUAUGUUUUACUCUAGCUUCUAUUUAGGAUCUUUUAUCUAGACAGAAAUUUGUUAGUCUGGUUUGUUUAAGUAUGAACUAGUCAGUCUGAUCUGGUAAAUGUUUGGUUUGUAUUUUAUAAUUAGAGAAAUUUGAUCUGAUCUAUUUAAAUCUGGUUUCGUUUAGUGAUUGAAAAUAGCCCAAGUAAAAAUAUCCUUAGGCCAUUAACUUUUGCCCGGCCUCAACUAUACUACACCAUUUCAAAUCAAUUGUCAUUUUAAUCAUCUUUUUCGCAAAUGAUUCUCAUCCAUGAGUUAUGAUAUGACAAUGAGCCGUAGGUGGAGGCUAAU